Molecule: messenger RNA, 1129 nt
Organism: Olea europaea var. sylvestris
Lineage: Eukaryota; Viridiplantae; Streptophyta; Magnoliopsida; Lamiales; Oleaceae
Exons: 6
Coding region: 236-703 (155 amino acids)
Source: RefSeq, a predicted model, not a curated record
UGUAAGGGAUCAUUCACACGCCUUCUAUCAACUAGUUUUGUUCUUUUUCGGACCUUUUUUCUGUUCAAUAUCUCUUCUUCCGAAGUUUCUGUUUGUUUCUGUGACAAUUAAUACGGCGGUUACAUCUGCAGAGGGUUUCUUGACGGUGGACAUUGUAUAUAUAUAGGGCCCUCCUCAAAACAAUUCUCAUUCAGUUUAUUCAAGAAUCAGAGAUAUUUUUGAGAGAAUAUAAAAAAUGGAGGGUGGGAAAAAAACACAAUCAGGAUCUUCACUCACUUCUGGUCUUUUUGGCUCAAAGAACGCUGCUUCUGGUUCAUCUUCUGGGAUUUACGGAUCACUCUUCACUCCUCCUGAUAAGGUCCUGGGACAGGCGUACUCUUUCCAUUCAUUAGAAUCCAGGAAGAAAGAUAAUGCUGUAAAUCAGGAUUGGAGUGCCAUGACUGGAUUUCCAGAUAACAAUGCUUUGAUCAAUGAAGGCCAAAGCCAGAGCAGUCGAAGCAAGGACGUGAAUUCAUAUUUUCAGGAGGAGAAAACGAAACCGUGUAAUUAUAGUUCAUCGAUAUACUAUGGUGGCCAAGACCUAUGCACUUUCCCGGAGAGCACGAAAGGAUCUAGCUUUACAACUUUCAAUAAAUAUGAGGCAGAGGACGACUCUGGCAUGGCUUCGAGAGGGAACUGGUGGCAGGGAUCCCUUUAUUACUAACUGGUUAUCAUCCCCAUGGCAUGUGAAAUACCAGAUACUUACCUAGCAUACAGAAAUUGAAGAUAUCAAGAAUGGGCAACUGUUGGUAGUAUAUAUCACAGAAAACAACAAUUUUGACUAUGGAACAAGGACCACCUCUGUUCCUUGUUGGAUAAGGUUUAAAUGAAAAUGAUUUUUGUUUGAAAGUUAUUGUCAAAUAUUGUUGCUUUGGAUUCUGUUUGACCACAUUUUGGAAUCUAGAAAACUUUGUUGCCAGAUUUUAGAUAAGAUUAGAUGGGAUUAAUCAUGUGGAAAAAUUUCGAAGUGACGCGGAAAUGGUGAGCAACAUGAGCAUUGAAAUUGGUGUAUUUUGUAGUGAUGUGGAGAGGGGGAUAUUGCUGGAUGUACAAUAACAAUUACAAUGGACAAACAUGAAAAUUAGAUACA